AUGCGACGUUCCUGGCUCCUCGCGGCUGCCACCUGGGCGUGGACGAUCAGGUGCUUUGUGUCGCCACUGUUGUCCAGCCAAAUCAGGGUGCCGCAUGUGCCGAGGGCGGCAAGGACGUCGAGGUGGCGCGCAGCCCUUACGAGCAUUCUUCGCUCGGGCCAGGCUGCCAAGAAACAGUGGCAUAUGUUCUGUGAAGAGGAGUGGGACGGGGCUACCGAGCAACCCGACUUGGCUAUCGAGAAUCACAGCGCAGCAUCACUGCGCCGCUUCGUGGCCGCGUUUCAGCAGGGCUACCGACGGCUGUCGCCAGGAGCGCUGCUGUUGGAGGCCGCAGAGGUCGAGCCGACGGGGAGGUUUGCCUUGGCCGUGCAGGAGUACUGUCAGACCAGGCUGCACGGUCUGUUGCCUUCCAACUCGCAGCCGCCAAGAGCACAGCUGAGUCUCAUGAUGCUCGGUAUUAUUGCCUUCCAAGUCGUAGCCGGCAAGGCCACAGCUGAUGCUCAUGCUUUUGCCAAUGAUGCUUGGCCCCUUUUCUGGCUGAUGCUCAUCAUGUCCGGCUUACCUUCAUGGGCUCAUUACGGCUCAUUGAUGCUCAGCUGA
Symbiodinium natans is the source of this 600-nucleotide messenger RNA. Lineage: Eukaryota; Dinophyceae; Suessiales; Symbiodiniaceae. The record is from the annotation of a GenBank genome assembly.